CGAAUGGUUUACAGUGAACAUACAACAUCCUUUGACUUCAGUCUCUUCGUCCAGUACCUCUAUAUAUAUGCUUAGUAUGUUCAUGAAAUGCUAGCUCUCUGAGUCUGUCAAAGCUGACCGAUGAACUAAGGUUGGUUAAUUAGGAGAAAAAUAUGCGAAAGCUGGUGAACAAGAAAACCUGUAUCUGAUUUGAUUGUAAUUACCAAUUAAUGAUGGACUCUAAUUAGUAAUUACCCUAGCAUGAGCGUAAGAUUUUGUAACCCUACUUCCAGCUUUUCGUGAUGAACUGAUGAGCCCCCGCCGGCCUUGGCCUUUUAUGUAUGGGCCCAAAUUACCGAAAGGAGAUAUUAUUAUUAGCGCCCAAUAUUAAGCCUACACCUACAGCACUUUGCUGCUGGGCCAGAGACAGAGUGGGUUACGUUUUCGUGAAAUGACCCCCCACCCCCAACGACGAGAAAAUGCACGAUUAGAGAGCUGUUUUCUUUCAAAAAUUCUUAUGAACUUUAAGAUUCAUAGUUCGUAAUUUCUCGUAUUAAUAUCCUUUUUUCGAACUCCAAGGUGCAGAUUCACUUACCAACUACAUAAAUUUGGAUGAUAGGGUUACGAGAAAGUAGAAAUUUUGGACUUGAUAUGGUCAUCUUAGUAGGGGCGGACCCAUGUGUUAGGGAGGCGACACACCUCCACCCGAAUAUUUUGUGAGAGACCCAUGCUUUGUCAAUAUAAUUUUUUUGGAAUUUAGAACUUCCGAAACACUUUUAAUAAUUGUAAUCGACACACUUUUAAUAUAAUACGAUGAAAUUGGUGUCAUAAAGUUCUCAAAAUACGUAAAUAUAUAUAUAAUUUAUUUUAAAUUUUAGUUUUCUUAUGACAAAUUUGGGGUUGUUUCUAUUGCUUUAUCGUUUAGACACAAUGGUCUAUUGCUCUUAGGCCUUAGGCAGGGUAAUCGUAAGGAAGUUUUCCCAAUUUUCUCUCUAUCCGAAUAAGUUUUGUUUCUUCUUGAUUCUUGUAGCUUUCACAUAGUCGUCCACCUAGUGACAAGAAUGUUCUUUCGUCGGGAGUCCGGUUGCAUAUGGACUACUAUCUUAUAAAAAAACCCUAGUGUUCCCUUUACCUCUUUUGAUCCCACUUCUCGUUGUGCUUCACAGUAAACUAUAAUUAAAUUUUAUUUAUUAUUUUAUCGACUGACACACCUAUACGAGAAUGCUGGGUCCGCCACGACCUGUUAGAUAUUAAAAAAAUUUGUUGCAUUUAAACUCUAUCGACUCGGAUAUCAUUAACAAGUUUUAGUGGAUUCUGGUAUACUCUUCACUAGUAGGGAACAACUAAUGAUUAGGCUCAUUGAAAUAAAGGCCGAAAGUCUAAACUGAAACCCUGCACUUUUUAUUACGACACUGCCACACAAUCUACUAAUUACAAUCUAUUUACAUCUAAAAUUUUACCUUUUUGCCAACUGAAACACUACCAUUCAUAUUCUCCUAUGAAAAAAAAAAAAAAGUAACUUCAUUGGAUCUAGAUUUCUGGUUAUUUACUUAUUUAUGGUCGAACAUGACAUGGAUGUAGACAGGAACGGCAAUUGGUCACUUUGUCUAAUCCCUGAAGUCCGCAGUGACAACCAAACUCAUCCAAAGGCCCAUAAUAACCUCUCAUUUCUAAUAACAGACUUACGGGCCUGGCUCCCUGAGCCGAAGCUUAAAAGCUCUCCAAUGGGUCUAUACCUAGGGAUGGCAAUGGGUAGGGUGGGGGCGGAUAGUGCAUAUCCGUUACCCUACCCAAUGUAGUUCGGGUUUUACCCAUACUCGUACCCAUACGGGAAACGGGUAGAAAAUCAAAACCAUGCCUAUACCCGUUCGGGUUUCGGGUAUCCACGGUUAUCCAUGGGUAAUAAUUUCUCCUUAUAAUUCCAACCAAUAUGUUAACAUUCACACGUAUACUCACAUUAUGUAAGAGGAAAAAUACGACAAUAAUUCACUAGAAUGACGAAAAUUAAUUAAAACAACAUAAUUUCAUGAAUAUAUUAUAUUUAUAUGCUAAAUAUAAAAUAUUCUAGAGAAAAAUAAUGAUUAUUUCUAGACAAAAUACAUAUGCAUAUGUAUAAUUGGGCGGGUUCGGGUUGGAUAGUGAGAUAACCAUGCCCACCCAUUACCCGCAACAUUCGGGUUCGGGUUUUACCCGUACCCACGAAAAAUGCUUCGGGUUCGUGUUUUAUCCUACCCAAUUAGGUCGGAUUCGGGUGGAUAUCCACGGUUACGGAUAUUUUUGCCAUCCCUACCUAUACCCAGUACUUAUGACUCGAAUGCUUGUCCAGGCCCACUGUCAUUCUCUGGACUUGGCCAAUUUUUGGUUUUGAGAGGAUCUUCUUAAUAGUCAAUAAAUGGACUAUCCUAUUGCAAUCCUUACCCACAAACCAAACCCCAAACGUAGGAAAUUCCGUACACAAUCCCCCAAUCUCCUCCAAAAUCGAUCCACCACCCUGUGUUAGGAACGAACCAACAAAUAGAACGAGGUUAUCGAAUUUGGAGCUGAGUCACGGAUUAGGUCGCUUUCUUUAAGACGUUCGCGGCACUGCCCUCGAUGCACACGACAAACUAUCAAUCAGUCGUCUCCAGGAUUAAACAACUCUUCUCUAUACUCGCGGUCUUGUGCAAAAAAACCCGAGUUCUCUGAACACUCUCUCUAUUGUGUUUAUGCUCGUAUUGUGGUGUGUUUAGAGGGAUGGGGAGACGGCUAUUUAUAGGAGUCGAACCCCAAGGAAAAUAACCUUCUUGCUUGAGGAAGAAGUCGGAUUAAUUAAGGAAGAUAAUUACUUCCUUAAUUAAAACUCGUCUGUAAGAUAAUUCCUGGCGGGAUUAUCCUUCGAAUAACCGAUUAAUAAUUAAUUAUCUAAUAAUUAAUUUUGUUAGGAAUUUCUCCAAAAAUAUAUAGUCUCAAGUGAACCGACCAACCGGUCGGUUGAACGGCACGCGCGCGUGUGGUGGUCUGUUAGGUCCUCCCUCUCCCACAAAAGUGGGUCACCCCAAAAUGCAUGCCCUUAGGAGAGAGGCUACUAUCUUUAUACACAUUUCGCCAAAUAAAACUACCAAUGUAGUAAUUUUUCUACCUUGAGACUCUAUACCUUUCAAAACUAUUCAUUUCCAACACCUGUUCACCUUAUCAAAUUACAACCUUGAUAUCACCUUACAAAUUGCACAUUCACUUCUGCAAUGACAUCCACAAGCACAAGCCAAGUCAAUAUCACAAAACAGAAAAGACAUAAAAGAAGUGAUGCAUAUAGGAGAAUAAGGCUGGCCUUCGUGAUUCCUAUCCCUUCACAUUUUGGUUAUUUACAGUCUUGACAGAAAAGAAAAAGCGUCUUCUUCCGCUCCUUUACAAGUAUGUAUGCAUACAUGACUUCUAAGCUAGUAUCUCAAACCCAUAUAUUAUAAAUGUCUAAUGUAAUAAUAUUAUUAUGGUUGUUAGUGGCAUUUGAUAUUGUUUGUACAUUACCCAUAAUAAUUCAAAUAAAAAUUAGUGGUGGUGGAAUUUGGAAAAGACAGCGACGAACCGUUAAAAAAAGCGCCAAGCUCACGAGUGCGAAUAGCAACAAGAAACGGUCACGGGUUGCCCAAAUUGUGCCGGCCACAAUUAAAGUAGGGACCGAAAU
Molecule: messenger RNA, 3640 nt
Organism: Linum trigynum
Lineage: Eukaryota; Viridiplantae; Streptophyta; Magnoliopsida; Malpighiales; Linaceae
Source: the annotation of a GenBank genome assembly